Molecule: messenger RNA, 872 nt
Organism: Protobothrops mucrosquamatus (brown spotted pit viper)
Lineage: Eukaryota; Metazoa; Chordata; Lepidosauria; Squamata; Viperidae
Gene: NDUFB8
Product: NADH:ubiquinone oxidoreductase subunit B8
Exons: 5
Coding region: 76-645 (189 amino acids)
Cellular component (GO): mitochondrion
Source: RefSeq, a predicted model, not a curated record
UCAGGGAAACUCUAUGGCCGAUCAGAAGUCCUCCAGCCUUCAGCUUCGACCCGGCGCCCGCCCUUGACGGACGCGAUGGCCGCUGUCGUUGCGCUGGGCCGCCUCCGCGCCCUCCUCCGCCCGCUCGCCUGCCCGUUGACACCGGGACAUGGCAGCAGCCGCCGCCUCGCUUCGAAUCUGCCCAAACAUCUGCUUCCAGGGGCAUACCCCAAGACUCCAAAAGAGCAGGCAGCUGCUGCAAAGAAAUACAACCUGACACUGGAGGACUAUAAGCCAUAUGCAGAUGAUGGUUUGGGUUAUGGUGACUAUCCCAAACUCCCAGAUCAAUCCGUAGAAGAAAAAAAUCCUUGGUAUGAAUGGGAUUAUCGUGACCUGAGGCGCAAUUUUGGAGAACCAUUGCAUCGGAGCUUAGAUUUAUAUGUACGGACACGGGUUGAUACGUCCCCGACCCCCAUUUCCUGGCAUAUCAUGAAGAGGUAUUUUUGGGGGUUUAUUGGAAUCAUGUUGUUCAUGGCUUUUGUUGGCGAAAUAUUUCCAUGCUACCAACCAGUGGGACCAAAGCAGUUUCCUUAUCAUAAUACAUAUUUGGAGGACAGACCAGAUCCCAAUAUUAAACCACUGUCAGAGAAGCACUAUAAAAUGUAAAGGUAUCUGGAGCUGCAGGGGUUGUUUUGUUUUGUUUUGACCUUUGGUAGACCUAUAUUUCGUCUAAUUCUUGUUUUAAAGAUUGUCCUGGAAAAGCAAUGAUGCUUCUUUCCAUGUGUAACCUGUAUCCUAUCACUUUGUUCAUUAAAAAAAGGAGAAAAAUUACAGAAUGUUGAGUCAUUAUGCAUUGGGCAUGAGAAGUCUGAAUGGUAUAAAGAAAAGAAAAA